Molecule: messenger RNA, 4572 nt
Organism: Priapulus caudatus
Lineage: Eukaryota; Metazoa; Priapulida; Priapulimorpha; Priapulimorphida; Priapulidae
Product: glutamate [NMDA] receptor subunit 1-like
Exons: 18
Coding region: 57-2864 (935 amino acids)
Biological process (GO): monoatomic ion transport; chemical synaptic transmission; regulation of membrane potential
Cellular component (GO): neuron projection; synapse; NMDA selective glutamate receptor complex
Molecular function (GO): NMDA glutamate receptor activity
Source: RefSeq, a predicted model, not a curated record
CUGUACAAAAGCCGAGACGUGCACGCCUAUGUCGCAUCGCAUACGACUCGCAAAGCAUGUUGGUACGCUUGCUCUGCGCAUAUGUCCUUGUGGCUGUGGUGGCGCCCCCUCCAGUGGAUGCAAACCCGACGGUAUUCACCGUGGCUGGUGUUCUGAGUGACCCAGACAAGCAGAAGCUGUUCCAGGAUGUCGUACAUCGGAUUGGAGACAGCGGCAUUCUGCCACCAGGCGUCGUCUUUAACUCAACAACAAUCUUGAUGAAUCCGAAUCCAAUUCGGACAGCCCUCUCCGUCUGCGACAACCUCAUCAAAUCCAAGGUAUAUGCUGUCGUUGUGAGUCACAGUCAAGGGAAUGAGCUGUCUCCAGCCAGCGUGUCGUACACAUGCGGAUUCUACGACAUCCCGGUGAUUGGCAUCAGCGCACGAGAUACCGUUUUCUCUGACAAGAACAUCCAUGCGUCGUUCCUGCGCACGCUUCCACCGUACUCUCACCAGGUGGAUGUGUGGAUCAAGAUGGUGGCCCUGUUUGGCUGGAAGGCUGUGAUUUUCAUUCACACGAAUGACAGAGAUGGCCGGUCUGUGCUCGGUCGUCUGCACACGCUCGCUGAAGAGAAUGGAAUACAGAUAGAGAAAACCAUUGAGUAUGAACCAGGAGUUACGAAUCUAACGCACAGUUUCUUGACUGAAGCCAAAGAGGCAAAUUCCAGGAUCAUACUUAUGUAUGCCAAUGCUGAGGAUGCUGCUGUGAUAUAUCAGGCAGCAGGAGGUGUUAACAUGACGGGCAGUGGAUACGUGUGGAUCGUUUCAGAGGAGGCCCUGCAGGUUCCUAACAGACCAGAUGGAAUCCUUGGUUUGCAUCUGAGCCACCAGGAGGAACAAGCUCACAUCAACGACAGUGUUAUGGUUAUUGCUGGGGCACUUGUGAACAUGAUGAAUGCUCACGAGAAUAUCAUGGAACCACCGAACAGCUGUGGAGAGCAGAACUGGAAGACGGGGAAGACGUUUUACAAAUACCUCAUCAAUGAGACUCUCGACAGAGGCAUGACAGGCAGGAUAUCAUUUGAUGAAUCUGGUGAUCGUCUUGAUGCAGACUAUGAAAUCAUCAACAUACAGAAAGGGGACCGCCAAGUCACUGUAGGCAUCUGUUCACCAUCCAAUGGACCGAAGGGAAAGCGAGGUGCUGAACUGAAACUGAAGAAUGAAACCACAAUAAUUUGGCCAGGGGGUGGUACCGAAAAACCAGAGGGCUAUAUUAUUCCUACAGAACUAAGGGUCGUCACAAUACCAGACGUCCCCUUUGUGUGGACAAGGAAACUUGAGCCAGGAGAGAACUGCAGCAAGGUUGAUGGGGAAGUGUACUGCCCUCGACCAAAUGCCUCGUUCCCAGGACAGGACGUUUGGGAGGAGGAGCACUGUUGCUAUGGUUACUGCAUUGACCUGCUUGUCAAGCUUGCAGAGAAAGUGAACUUCACUUUUCAGCUACAUCUGUCUGCUGAUGAGAUGUAUGGAUCCUAUGAUAGGAGAAAUGACUCAACCAAACAAGAAUGGAAUGGCAUGAUAGGGGAGGUGGUGAAUGGUCAAGCAGACAUGAUCGUGGCUCCGCUGACUAUUAACCCUGAGAGAGCAGACUUCAUUGACUUUUCAAAGCCUUUCAAGUAUCAGGGAAUCACUAUAUUGGAGAAGAAGAUGGCAAAGGCCUCAAGCCUCACUUCAUUCCUACAACCCUUUCAAGACUCACUGUGGUUGUUGGUCCUCUUCUGCGUCCACCUGGUGGCACUAGUCCUGUACUUGCUCGACCGAUUUAGUCCAUUCGGGCGAUUCAAGCUGCCACAGAGUGAUGAGACUGAGGAAGAUGCUUUGAAUCUCUCCACAGCGCUCUGGUUCUCCUGGGGAGUGAUACUCAACAGUGGCAUUGGUGAAGGAACACCAAGGAGCUUCAGUGCUCGCGUUCUUGGCAUGGUAUGGGCAGGCUUCGCAAUGAUUAUAGUCGCCAGUUACACUGCCAACCUGGCUGCUUUCCUCGUAUUAGACAAACCACAGACUACGAUUACGGGCAUCAAUGAUGCAAGGCUGAGAAAUCCUCAGGAAAACUUCAUUUACGCAACAGUGAAAGACUCGGCUGUCGACAUGUAUUUCCGCAGACAGGUGGAGCUAUCAACCAUGUACCGUACCAUGCAGGGCAACAACUACCGAACGGCCGAAGAAGCAAUAGAACAUGUCAGAAUUGGGAAACUUAAUGCCUUCAUCUGGGAUUCAUCACGGCUGGAAUAUGAAGCAGCAAAAGACUGUGAUCUUGUGACAGCCGGAGAACUUUUUGGUAGAUCUGGAUAUGGUAUUGGUCUUCCCAGGGGAAGCUCAUGGACAGACAAGGUCACGCUAACUGUACUGGAUUUUCAUGAAAGUGGAUUCAUGGAAGACUUGGACACGAAGUAUAUUCUAGUUCACAGCACCGAUUGCAGCAUGGAAGAGGACUCACCAGCAACACUUGGACUGUCUAACAUGGCUGGCGUCUUCAUCCUGGUUGGCGGUGGUAUUCUUGCUGGAGUUUUUCUCAUCUUUAUCGAGAUCGCGUACAAACGCCACCAGAUGAUGAAGGAACGAGAGAUGGAGAUCGCACGAGCAGCGGCGGAGAGGUGGCGAGGCACUAUCGAGAAGCGCAAGAACGUUAGGCGCAAAAUGAUGCUGAAGAAUAUGCAGGAUGCGAGCCGACUGCAUGGUCCGAACGGGGGCAUGAGCGUGAGCUACGGAGGCAUGCCAGAGAAAACACCCUUCAACCCAUCACUCGCCACGCAGCCGUACCAGAGGCCAAGCAUGGGGAGGGACUCGUCAUCCGACAGAAUCACGUUUAAAGAGAACCUUGUGUGAGGCAGGUGCCUUGUGAGAGAAGUUGAUUUGGAAGAUAUCUUGGGAGGCUAGGAAAGCACAGAGUCAGUCGUAAUCAGACAAGGUUCCCUCGGUGAAAUUAGUCAAAGCUGCAACACCGAGGGCAGUGCAUAGCCAGAUCAUACGUGGGCAUAUCCUUGGGGUGAGAAUGCUAGUCACGAUUUACGGGCAGCAUAGUAUAUACGUAGACGUCCAAAUAUACUACACAUAUAGCUGUCAAAUAAGUUGUGUAUAAUAUAUAUGUGCAUAAUACCAUAUAAACGUGCAUAAACCUGAUUCCACUAUCGAUCAAGUCAGGGGCAAUCUGCUUGUUGAUAUGGUGAAGGAAUCUGAAGAGAUAUAUGAUCCACGGUUAAUAAGACCGAUUUGGAUUAGUCAGUGUGAGGUACUGGUAUGAAAUAUCUGCACUGGACUGAGGGAAGAGUGCUAUAAAUUUUCAUGGUAUACUGCUAUGCCUGUGACGAUAAACUUGAAUCUCAAUAUUGUAUAUUAUCUCGCUCUACUCACAUCUCGUUUUUUUCAAUGUGGUAAGUGCAAUCUGCUAAUGAUCUUCAGCUACAUCUUUUUUUUCACUAAUAAAAUCUAUAAUUAAUUUAUGGUUACGAGUUAUUUACGCAGGAGCAGAGCAAGUGUACGGAUGUAAGUAAUGUACGAAGAUCGACUGACGUGACAGAAUGAAACACGGAGGUGCUGCAUACAUUAAUAAUUAAUUCACUCCAAGUAAGAACUGCAGUGCUCUCACAUGAUGCCACUGAUUGGUGAUUUGAGCAUCUGUAAUACACGUGUCAUAGUUAUUGUGCCUUUACUGCGUAUACCAGAGAGUACUGAUUAUUGAUCCAUGAAAAGGCUGCUCUCAAACCAGAACCAAUUCUGUUUCUUCCAGGGGGAAUUCUUACUAAAAUUUAUAACAAGACAGUGUUUUUCAUAAUAGUCACAUUAUAGAGAUAUGAUAACCGAUUCCCAGAGGCAAGGGAUCAACAGCAUGGCAUGUCUUCUAAUGUGUGUAUCUUGAUGUUGCAGAUACCCUAUAGGACUAUUAUAAUGUACAAUAGGACUAUAUGCCUGUGUUUACUCUUAUAAAUUGAUUUAUUUGAAUGUAUUACCUAAGCAAUACUGGCAAGGUGACGUUUUUAACAUGAGAAAUCGUAUACAUUUUUCGUUUAAUAAUUUAUAAAAAUAAAUGUCUUUAUAUUUCAGUUGUUUUACUCCACCUUUGUAAGGUCGUGUUUUGUUCCAAUAAGGAGUUUUGAAAGCCUUAAUUAAUGAAUUUUUUUCAUUUACAACAACGUAAUUUAUUUCAUAAUGAAACAUUUUAGUCGUGUUUUUCAGUAUUAUUAAAAAAGUUAUCAUAUAUAUGAUAUAUCCCAUAUAAUUUUUAUUUACCAAUUAUCGUAUUAUUUAAUGCAUAUGUAAUGAUUAUGUGUAAAACUUUGACGUGUCGUAUAUGUAUAAGUUAUAAUUAUAUUAAAAAUGUUACGUCUAUGUGAAAUAAUUAGACUCGCCAAAGAUGUCACCAAACAGGAAAUGGCCUAAUAAUUAACAACACAAUUAAGCGUGUAUAGCAUAAGUGAAAUUUGACAUGAAAAAGCAGUGAUUUGAACACCCUCUUUUUUAGCAGAGUAAUUUCCUGUAAAAAAUGCUUUUAAAUUAUGGUGAUUAAUCAGUCGCUGAAUAAACUUAUGUUGCUUCA